GGGUGGGAAGAAUAGCGCUGUCGCGGAGUGACAGCAGAACGGGACUGUGGGGAGAAGCUACGCCGGAGUUUCGCGCAAAAUAGCGAACUAUAUCUUUACUUUAAGCGUUUUGGGGAUUGGGUUAGUUUGGAUUGUGUGUUUGGAAGAUAUUCUGUGAUAUUUUGCGGGGAAUGUUUCAAAAUUUCGAGGAGGAGAGGCAUUUUCGCUCACUCUAGCCGAAGAGGAGAAGUUUUUUGACCGUUAAUUCUGGGCCGGGCGCGAGAGAGGAUUGCUGAGGUGUUUGGUGAAGUGACCCUGCCAUGCGUGAAUACAAGCUUGUGGUGUUAGGCUCUGGAGGCGUGGGCAAGUCUGCACUGACAGUACAGUUUGUCCAAGGAAUCUUUGUGGAGAAAUAUGAUCCCACAAUAGAAGACUCCUACAGAAAGCAAGUAGAGGUUGAUGGGCAGCAGUGCAUGCUGGAGAUCCUGGACACAGCAGGCACUGAGCAGUUCACAGCGAUGAGGGACCUGUACAUGAAGAACGGUCAGGGAUUUGCUCUUGUAUACUCCAUUACAGCACAGUCCACAUUUAAUGACCUGCAGGAUCUACGAGAACAGAUCCUGCGAGUAAAGGACACUGAAGAUGUUCCGAUGAUCCUGGUUGGUAAUAAGUGCGACCUGGAGGAUGAACGAGUGGUGGGGAAGGAGCAGGGUCAGAAUCUGGCUCGCCAGUGGAACCACUGUGCCUUUUUAGAGUCCUCUGCCAAAUCAAAGAUCAAUGUGCUUGAUAUCUUUUAUGACUUGGUCAGACAGAUAAAUAGAAAAACACCUGUGGAAAAGAAGAAAGCGAAAAAGAAAUCCAACUGUGUUCUCCUGUAGUGUCCCCUCCCUUCAGCAACUGAGCUAGAAUGCUGUAAUGAAGAACUGUUGCCCCAUUUGGAACGUACCAGCAUCGCCACCCUCAGUGAGUGAAGCUAAGGACAAGCUUGACUGACAAACCUGUAGAAAGAUGGGAUACACAACGAGGGAAAACGAGGAGUCAUCUCUUCUCAAUUCCAGAAAAACUGAGGAGAAAUCUUCAUUUAUCACCAUUUGAGUAGAACUAAUUUUCAGUAUUCCUCAGGAACAUAACAUAAAAAUAUCUUCCCAUAAAUUCUAACAGAAACAUGCAGCAUUUCAUCAUUCAGCGAACCGACAGAAUUUCAGAAAAGUGGGAAAUAAUUAAAGCAACCGCAGAGACAUCAGACAGCCUGGAGUCUUUCAAAUAGUACAAGGAAUACCUCUGAGAACAAUGCCUGCCUGAAUCCUGCAAAUGACAUCAGGAAGGGACUGGUCAGGAGAUACAAGACUGUGACAGACCCAUGCUUUGGUACCACAACAUUUCAUUAGUGAAUGUCAUUUCACUAAAGGUUAAUCAUUUCUCAAAAUUCCAACUGAACCCAGUGUUGAAGCAGCACCAUACCAGAGCCCAGGAAAGGUGUUUGGAGAAAGAAGAUAUCAAAGAAGGUUUACCAGUGUUUAUUCCCAGUGCAGCUUGUUUAAUGGAAUAGAAAAUUACUUCAUUUGUAUGAUUGUAGGCAUUCUAAUGACGAACAGCAUGACCACAUCUUUUGAUUUAAGUGUAGAUGUAAAUGAAAACAAAUUUCAGUGUUGCCUCUCAAGAAGUUGUGUUCCAUUAACGACAUCAAUUGUGUAAAUGUUUUAAAGACAGAGGUUCACAAGCUGUAUAUAAAUGACGCAUUCUUAUUUACAUUGACGGAUGCUCUUGACCAGAUCUUUACCCCUAACUUUGUGACUAUUUUGUAUUUAGUCACUUGGCUUUCGUAGCUCCAUAGCAUAUUCUAAUACCUGUUUUUUAUUUUUGGACUUGUAAAACUAUGGGCCUUUUUAUAGUGGUAAAAUGCAGACUGGUUUCUAGGUCUCUUGAGGCUUAAAUACAGUAUAUUGUACUAUAUCUCCUCUAUUGCUUCUCAUGCGUUUCUGUCGAAGGAUGUUCUGGCUUUUAUGGUUGAUUAAAUUUUAGUACGUUUUCAUUA
Astyanax mexicanus (Mexican tetra) is the source of this 2014-nucleotide messenger RNA. RefSeq names its product RAP1A, member of RAS oncogene family b (gene rap1ab). Gene Ontology annotation, cellular component: plasma membrane. The coding region runs from base 300 to 857 and encodes 185 amino acids. Gene Ontology annotation, molecular function: GTP binding; GDP binding; GTPase activity. The record is from RefSeq and is a predicted model, not a curated record. The transcript has 8 exons. Lineage: Eukaryota; Metazoa; Chordata; Actinopteri; Characiformes; Acestrorhamphidae. Gene Ontology annotation, biological process: Rap protein signal transduction; negative regulation of synaptic vesicle exocytosis; cellular response to cAMP.